Paramecium primaurelia is the source of this 1504-nucleotide messenger RNA. The record is from the annotation of a GenBank genome assembly. NCBI's taxonomy places the organism in Eukaryota, Ciliophora, Oligohymenophorea, Peniculida, Parameciidae.
GUUUUAAUUUAUGGGUAAAAAAAUUAAAAAGGGAAAGGAAGGACCAGUCAAAGAAUAUUCAUCAAGAACCAAAGCUCUCAAAAAACUAUAAGUCAAUCUCAAAGAUUUCAGAAGACUUUGCAUCUUAAAAGGAAUUUACCCAAGAGAACCACCUUAAAAAUUAAGAAAAUAACAUAAAACCUAUUACCAUAAUAAGGAUAUUGCUUUCCUUAAAAAUGAGUCUAUACUUGAUACAUUCAGAUAGAGAUAGGCUCAUUUAAAAAAAAUAAGAAAAGCAUUAACAAGAGGUGACAAAUUGAAGGCUGGUAGAUUACGAAGAAAUUAACCAAAAGAUAAAUUAGAUCAUUUGGUUAAAGAAAGGUAUCCAACAUUUAUUGAUGCAUUAAAUGAUCUUGAUGAUCCAUUAUGCUUAAUAAGUUUAUUUGCUUCAUUUCCAACACAUAAAGAACUUCAUAUUCCUAAUACAUUAAUAAGAAAUUGCUAAAAAAUGAUCAAUUAAUUUUUAUUAUAUAUAGCAGCUAAUAACUGUUUGAGAAAAGUAAGAUUAAACUAUUUAUAUUAUAGGUUUUCCUAUCUAUUAAGGGUAUUUAUUAUCAAGCUGUAGUUUAAGGAGCAACUAUUACUUGGAUUAUGCCAUAUCCUAUUUAAGCUUCUUUACCAUUAGAUGUAGAUUAUAAAAUAAUGAUGACAUUCCUUGAAUUUUAUUAAGUUUUAAUGAAAUUUGUCAAUUUUAAAUUACUUGGUUAAGAAAUUGAAAUUACUGAUUUAAGUGAAGAAGUUAAGAAAUUAAAAUCAAUAUAAUAAAAUAAUUAGUAUUGUUAAUUUGUUAAUAUUAGAAUGGAAAUUGAUGAAGCCUUUAAAGAAGAUCCAACAAUUUAAUAGAUGGAUUAAUAAUAAUAAGAGAUAAAAAAAUAUUCAGAAUUAUUCAAAGGAUUAACAUUUUUCCUGUAUCCAGAAGUACCUAAAGCAUCUUUAGAAUUUGUAAUAUUGAGUUUUGGAGGAGAAGUUAUGUGGGAAAAUGAUAAUAAAAAUUCAUAAUUAACUGAUCCAAAAAUAACACAUGUGAUAACUGAAAGAUAAAUUUAAAAGAAUAAAAAGAGAGAAUAUAUAUAACCAUAAUGGGUUUAUGAUUCAAUAAACUAAUUAAAAUUAUUGAGUGUAGCUGAUUAUGCUCCAGAAUCAGUAAUAUUUAUAUUAAUUAUUUUAGACUCUCCCUCCUCAUUUAAGUCCAUUUGAAUAAUUAAAUUUAGAGGAAGUUCAAUCAGAAAGUGAAGAAGAAGAAGAUGGAUAAUAGAAAGAACAUAAACCUUAUUAGAAUAAUAAAAAAUAAAAGGAAAAAUAGGCUAAAUAAUAAGAAAAAGAGACUAAGAAAUUAGCUGAAACUAUGUUGAGUAGAAAAAAUAAGAGAUUAUAUGAUAUGAUUAAAAGAAAAGAAGAUGAGGAGUAAUAAAAGAAAAAUAAAUUAUAAGAAAAGAAAAAAAUGAUACAAAGUAAAUAAUAAUGA